GUAGGUGCUUUAAAUAUGGAAAAGAGUCGCGAGCUGAAGCCGUUACGCUCGAGACGAGCGAGCGAGCGAGCAGGCGGGAAGGCGGCGGUUGUGUUUUGAAUUCGUUGUGAGGCGUUUAGCGGAGCUGAGAUCGCGCCGAGUGUCCGAGUGUUGACUGAGUUAUGACUGAGGGGGAGUUUUAUCUGACCGCAGUGUGUAGAGAGAGUGAGAUACCGCGGACUCCGGACAGAUAAUAACACCGAGCGGAUCACACACACAGUAACACUUCGGCGAAGAGUUUGUUCCUUCACUACAGAGAGAGAGAGAGAGAGAGGGAGAGAGAGAGAGAGAGAGAGAGAGAGAGAGAGAGAGACAGAGAGAGCAGUUUACCGCCACCGAGUCCAGGCGGCUCAGCGCCCUGACUGGACAGUGUGUUGGGGACUCUGAGAGACGGGGACAGUCUUCACCACCUUCAGAGGACACCUGGACACUCAGAGCGCGAGGCAAUGAGCGACAAGCACAAAGUGGACGACGAGGCAGUGGUGGACAGGGGAGCCUCGUACAAACACCUGUGUGAUGAAGAAGAGGUUGAGGGUCAUCACACAGUAUACAUCGGCGUUCAUGUGCCCAAGAGUUACCGUCGGCGGAGGAGACACAGGAGACGGUCCAAUCACAAGGAGAAGAGAGAACGGGUGACGGAAGGCGUGAGCGACAGAUCCGACGCUGAGAAUGCAGAUGACUCCGUCCCCAGCAUUCUCAAACCACUCAUCUCUCCAGCAGCUGAGCGGAUUCGCUUCAUCCUGGGAGAGGAGGACAGCGGGCCGCCCCCACCACAGCUCUUCACUGAGCUGGACGAGCUGCUCGCUGUUGACGGACAGGAGAUGGAAUGGAAGGAAACAGCCAGGUGGAUAAAGUUUGAGGAGAAGGUGGAGAAAGGUGGAGAGAGGUGGAGUAAGCCUCAUGUGGCCACUCUCUCCCUGCACUCGCUCUUUGAACUGAAGACAUGCAUAGAGAAGGGCACCAUCAUGCUCGACUUGGAGGCCAACUCACUGCAGCAAACUGUUGAGAUGAUCACAGAUAGUCAGAUAGAGAUGGGGCUGCUGAAGCCUGACCUGAAGGAGAAGGUCAUGUACACGUUGCUACGGAAACACCGUCACCAGACCAAGAAGUCCAACCUGCGCUCGCUGGCUGACAUUGGCAAAACUGUGUCCAGUGCAAGUAGGCUGUUUUCCAACCAAGAGAAUGUACGUAGUCCUCUUGACCCCUCUGUGCCUUGCUUUACCACCUUUGAAACAGAAGACCAAAUACAGAUGCAGAGAAGCAACAGCAUGGGCCUCCUCUGUAGUCCAACCACAGCCCACCGCAACCUGACCUCCAGCAGUCUGAGUGACCUCUCCGACAAGCCUGAGAAAGACCAGUUGAACAACAAGUUCAUGAAGAAGAUCCCUCGGGAUGCGGAAGCAUCCAACGUUUUGGUGGGGGAAGUGGACUUCCUGGACUCUCCCUUCGUGGCGUUUGUGCGACUGCAGCAGGCCGUCAUGCUGGGGGGACUCACUGAAGUCCCUGUACCCACUCGGUUCUUGUUUGUUCUCCUGGGGCCCAAAGGAAAUGCCAGGUCGUACCAUGAGAUCGGUCGAGCCAUUGCUACUCUCAUGUCAGACGAGGUGUUCCAUGACAUUGCCUACAAGGCCAAGGAUCGGGGCGACCUAUUGGCUGGCAUCGAGGAGUUCCUGGAUGAGGUCAUAGUGCUGCCCCCAGGAGAGUGGGACCCUGACAUCCGGAUUGAGCCCCCCAAAACGAUACCAUCUGCUGACAAACGUAAGAACAACCUGGCAGGUGGGGGUGGAGGUGGAGAUGGUUUCCAGAUGAACGGAGAUGCUCCUCAUGAAGGGGGUGCCGGAGGAGGAGGUGGAGGCCACCAAGUUGGUGACGAGCUCAAGUUCACUGGCAGGUUCUGCGGCGGUCUUAUUCUGGACGUAAAGCGAAAGCUGCCGUAUUUCGCGAGCGACUUCUACGACGCUCUGAACAUCCAGUCCUUGUCUGCCAUCUUGUUUAUUUACCUGGGUACCGUCACCAACGCCAUUACCUUUGGCGGGUUGCUAGGAGACGCCACGGAGAACAUGCAGGGUGUGUUGGAGAGUUUUGUGGGGACGGCGUUAGCGGGGGCAGUUUUCUGUCUGUUGUCCGGUCAGCCUCUCACCAUCCUCAGCAGCACCGGACCGGUGCUCGUCUUUGAGCGUCUUCUCUUCAACUUCAGCAAGGACAAUGGGUUUGACUAUCUGGAGUUCCGGCUGUGGAUUGGCCUGUGGUCAGGCUUCCUGUGUCUGGUCCUGGUUGCAACAGACGCGAGUUUCCUGGUGCAGUAUUUCACGCGCUUCACAGAGGAAGGCUUCUCGGCUCUCAUCAGCUUCAUCUUUAUCUAUGAUUCCUUCAAGAAGAUGCUGAAGCUCGCGCAUUACCACCCCAUCAACUCGCACUUCGACAGGGACCUGAUCACGCAGUACAGCUGCCACUGCACUCCGCCGGAGGCAGGCAACAAUUCUGUCCUGGAUGAAAAAAUAGAAACACUUCUCAACUCCACUGGACAGAAGCACUGGAAUGCCACCUGGUCGUCACUGUCUCGAUCGGAGUGUGUGGAGUGGGGUGGGGUUCUGAAAGGCGAAGCUUGUAAUUUUGUCCCUGACAUCACGCUGAUGUCAUUCAUCCUGUUCCUGGGCACGUACACCUGCUCCAUGGGCUUAAAGAAGUUUAAAACCAGCAGGUUCUUCCCUACAAUGGUGCGUAAGCUGAUCAGUGACUUCGCCAUCAUUCUGGCCAUUCUGAUCUUCUGCGGGAUCGACGCGCUGGUCGGAGUGGACACACCAAAGCUACUAGUGCCAAGUGAAUUUAAGCCCACCAGCCCGAACCGCGGCUGGUUUGUGCCCCCUUUCGGAGGAAACCCCUGGUGGGUCUAUCUGGCCUCCUCCAUACCCGCCCUCCUCGUCACCAUCCUCAUCUUCAUGGAUCAGCAGAUCACUGCUGUCAUCGUCAACAGGAAGGAACACAAGCUCAAGAAGGGAGCUGGGUAUCACCUGGACCUGUUCUGGGUGGCUGUGCUGAUGAUCCUGUGUUCGUUUAUGGGGCUUCCCUGGUACGUCGCCGCUACAGUCAUCUCCAUCGCCCACAUCGACUCCCUCAAAAUGGAGACGGAGACGUCCGCGCCGGGGGAGCAGCCCAAAUUCCUCGGAGUCAGGGAGCAGAGAGUAACUGGAGUGACUGUCUUCCUCUUGACUGGUCUGUCUGUCUUCAUGGCACCCAUUCUGAAGUUCAUUCCCAUGCCUGUGCUGUAUGGAGUGUUCCUCUAUAUGGGUGUGGCGUCUCUGAACGGAGUGCAGUUCAUGGAUCGUUUGAAGCUGCUGCUGAUGCCAGCGAAACACCAACCAGAUCUAAUCUACCUGAGACACGUGCCCCUCCGCCGAGUUCACCUCUUCACCUUCGUACAGGUUCUUUGUCUUGCCCUUCUUUGGAUCCUGAAGUCCACUGUAGCAGCCAUUGUCUUCCCAGUCAUGAUCUUGGCCUUGGUAGCAGUGAGGAAAGCGAUGGAUUACGUUUUCUCUCAACAUGAUCUCAGUUACCUGGACGAUGUCAUGCCAGAGAAAGACAAGAAGAAGAAAGAGGAUGAAAAGAAAAAGAAGAAGAAGAAGGGAAGCAUAGACAGCGACAUUAAUUAUGAAAUAAACCCACGUCUUCCCUCUCUUCAUACUGAUGGACUGCGGUUCUUUUCCUCCAAGUCUGCAUCAAGUCAGGACCUGAACCCCUUCAAGAAGACGGUGGCUCAGAUCCGAAUUGAUGUGGACAACAAAGACACCAAAGAGAACAGGUUCUUCUGGAAAGCUCCGACUGACGAAACAUCCCUGUGAAAAUCGUAGCCAUUCCUUUACUCGCCCAAAAGAUCUAUUAAACCCACGUACACCAGUUCAGGACUGAUCACAUGACCAGGCUGAACAUCUUCCAGCUCAAAAAUUGCUUGUCAGAUAUCGGCCACUGCGUCAGUACGACCCAAAGGUGUUGGGUCUGCUGCUGCACUCCGUCAGUAUUUGAUCAGGAAAGAGGACUGUAUGUAAAACUCUUCUCAUUAAGGCCUCCACAUAUGUGUAUAUGAAGGAAGGAACGAUUCAGAGAUCAGAAUCUGAGAGAGUCAGUCUUUCAGAGCCGUUUAGGAGCAAAGAAAACUCUACGCUAGACAUUUCAAUCGCCCGCCAUCUCCCCCUGUCGUCUUCUGAUCAGUCUUAAAAACAGAAUCAGGUUUUAUGGCCAAAUUGUUAACCUGAUGGAGCGUAUCGGAUCAAACAGAGCUGUAUAAAGGGCUGUUUUCAAAUCUUUCCUCAGUCGUUCUUUUUAAGCGUAUAGCAAAAUCCUUUGUACAUAAAACUUACUGAAAUCCUUCCUGCACUUAACAGCUGCCGGCUGUUUUCUUCCCGUUAGUGGGAAAUCUUCGGCGUGAAUACUAACCUUGACUCGUAGCUCUACCUCUUAGGACGUUAUAGGUGCCAGGCACUACGGUCGACCAACGGUCGAUGUCAUUGUAAGAGUGGGCACAAUGUAGGAUGUCUCUAUGAAACAUUCUGUCUUCUUGUUAUCAUCAGUAAUAACGACCUUCCCGCUGCUCUUUCGUAACGCUAUGCAGAACAGGAUCCGACAAUCAAAUCAGUGGGGAGGCUUUCUCGAGAUUAAAAUGUGAUUUUAUUACGAUAUUAUGUACUUUUCAGCAGUUUAUGGGUAAUUUUAUUACUGUGUGUGAAUAUAUUUUUACUGUACUUCGUUUUUUAACAAAGAGAUGAUUUAGCCAGGCUGCUUAGACUUUUAUACUGACGGAAAUCAACGACUUUUGAACGAGAUGACGGUGUGGAAUACGUAGCCACACCAACAAAGAACAAUCACAAGUCUUUAACUGCCAUUAUGCUGAAGCACUGUUUGAGAUUUAAACUAAUACUGUGAUUCAACACGUUUUAGACUUUCCUCCAUUGUUUUUUUUCCCCCCAAAUAGAAAUAUUAUCAGAUCUAGUCUUCCUGUGAUCAGAGAUAACAAAUCAUCUUAGACUGUCUUCCUGUGACACGCCUAGACAUUUCUUGCAGUCUUCAGACAAACUGUGCUGUCCACCUGUAUUUCUUCUGUCUGGAUGUGUACCAGCCUGCGACUGCUUGCCGAAAGUGGAAUUCGGAAACCAGUACAAGGAGCAGGAGUCGGCAUAGAGGGGCUCUGACAUCUUGAGACCUGGGGCUGUUUUACAGAAACUUCCUCUUGUUUUUGUCUUAGGUUAAGAUCUGACCGGUUAAGAUAAGAUUUCUCACAAAUUCGUACUGCAGAAGCAGGUCUGACCUUAAUUUAGGAAUCUCAUCUUAUCUUACAGCAUCUUUUCUUAUCUCAGGUUAGGAAAUCUUAACUCGAUUGAAACUGACAAUCAACUGUCGUGCCUGUUACCUAGCAACCGACCAUACGUGCACAGCCAGACAGCUAACAUUAGCUCCCAUUACUGAGGUAAAAAGCGCCCCCCUGCUGUUUAUCAGAGCAUCGCCGCACCCCAGUUUCAGUCUCCAUUUCCCAAACGCUUUGGCCGGGCGCACUAACGUCAUUCCUCCUAAUAAACAGACAUACGUUCA
Molecule: messenger RNA, 5619 nt
Organism: Pygocentrus nattereri (red-bellied piranha)
Lineage: Eukaryota; Metazoa; Chordata; Actinopteri; Characiformes; Serrasalmidae
Gene: slc4a4b
Product: solute carrier family 4 member 4b
Exons: 27
Coding region: 486-3878 (1130 amino acids)
Biological process (GO): bicarbonate transport; monoatomic anion transport; transmembrane transport
Cellular component (GO): plasma membrane; basolateral plasma membrane
Molecular function (GO): sodium:bicarbonate symporter activity; solute:inorganic anion antiporter activity; monoatomic anion transmembrane transporter activity
Source: RefSeq, a predicted model, not a curated record